Eucalyptus grandis is the source of this 931-nucleotide messenger RNA. RefSeq lists its product as uncharacterized. Bases 145 to 570 code for a protein of 141 amino acids. The record is from RefSeq and is a predicted model, not a curated record. NCBI's taxonomy places the organism in Eukaryota, Viridiplantae, Streptophyta, Magnoliopsida, Myrtales, Myrtaceae. The transcript has 2 exons.
CAUGAUUUGAUUGGCAUCACUUCAUUCAAGCGUCUUCUAGAUUCUGUAGCUUUACUAGCUCCAGAUACCUCUCUUCGCUUAGAUAAAACGAUGAUCUUGAUUCCUUGAUCACCCUGCGACUGCGAAACAGGUCUCGGUUUCGUCAUGGCUUUUCGAUCCAAGAAUUUGUUGCGAUUGCUCUCGAGCCGCUUGAAUCAGACUGCCGGCUUCACCACUUCGACGACACCGAAAAUGCGAGCGCACGCGCUGCCGAUAGACAGCAGUGAGGUUGACCAAGUGAAGAAGCGGAUGAAGAAGGGGGACUUCGUGCCGGUUUGCAUGGCGCUCGGGAUGAUCACCCUCUCCACCUCGCUGGGGCUUUACACGGCGAUGAGGGAACUGAAGGACUCGCCCACGGUGUGGGUGAGGAAGUCGCGGAGGGAGACGCUGCCGGAGGUGGUGGAGCCGGAGGUGGUGGUGAAGGAGGCGGAGAAGUUUGUGAACAAGUCCCUGUUCCGGAAGAUCGCCCACCUUCAGGAGUUCGAUACUGGUGAUUCCGCCAUCAGGGCCCGCCUCGCCGCCGGGUCCUAAUAAGGAUGCUUCCAGUGGAGUUCGAAGGCUUCCUCAUGUAGAGAGCCUUAAAUCUGUAGGCGUAGGGGUUUGAUGGAUUUAGCUGAUCCUAGGGCGAUGGCCUUGUGAUGACAUACGCCGCGAUAUGUUUCAUACUAUGCAUGCGAUACAGAUUAAGACGUGUUAAAUAGAAGUGAUCAUCAUGCUGAUCAAUAAGCUCUGUAUAUAUCUUCUCUUUCUAUGGUUUAUGUUGAACAGAAGUUCUGGUUUGCUGGUGUUGCCAAGAUACCUUUGCAUGUAAUUUCUGUCAUUGGGUCUUGUCAAAAUAUCUAAGCAGAUGAAGUGCCAUCAAUAUGAAGAUCCAGAGUGCUUGCUUGAUAAA